AUGUCAACGUUAUUCAACCGUCAGCCGCAAGGUCAGUUUUUCAUUUCAAAUGGGAAUACGUCCCAAAUCCCGGAUCAGCUGUAUGUUCACCAGCAGCAACAACAGCAGCAACAGCAGCAACAACAGCGGCAGCAAGUGCAGCAGCAGCAGCAGCAGCAACAACAACAACAACAACAACAACAACAUACAUGGCUACAAUCUCAACACAACCACAAGAAACGCGUUAUCCCCAAUCACCUUGUACCUCACAAAAAGACUGCCUUCCAAAUCAGUGCCCCCAAUUCCAAUAAAAGUAACAAGAAAUUGGGUCACCCUUCGUUAUUAGUGUCUGACGAUCAAUUCAAUAUAGUUUCUUUUGGGAACAACAAGAAAAACGAAUUGGGACACGGCAAUUUGUUGGAUAGGAACAAUACUAGCUUAAGCGCGUUGUUUGACUCAGUUGGUGGAGACCUUACUCGUUUUGACGAAACCUUAAACGAUAGCUUUCAACAAGAUGACGCUGCUAGUUUGACCAACGGUACCAAUAUUCUCACCGAUGCGCCCCCAUUGAGAUCCAUAUACGAUUUGAAUGAGGAUUCUUUUGGCACAAGCAAGCCAUUGCGCGAGCAGUCUAAUCUGAUGAAGAAAAACCCAAAGGAGUUUAAUAAUCUAUUUAAAAGAUUUGAUUCGGGAGGAUCAGGAGAUGCUUUAGAUAAAGAGAAUUCAGAUGACAAGAUUAAGAAUGGACUGUUGAAUGAAUCUGAAACCUCUAUUAUUGUUUUCGGGUACCCUGAAAAUCUCGUUAGUCAAAUCAUCCAGUUUUUCAGACAAUUUGGCACUGUGCUUGAGAAUUUCACCGAUUAUUCUUGCACAGAAGGAGCUAAAAAGGGAGCCGAUUUUUUGAAAAAUCUCGAGAAGCAACAACAGAAUACACCAAUAUUCACUGGGAAGGGCUGGAUAAAAUUUACUUAUGACAAUCCAAACUCGGCAAUGAAUGCAUUGCAAGAAAAUGGAUCUAUAUUCAAUGGUAACUUGUUAGGAGUUGUACCUUAUCACAAGAGCGUUAUUGAAAAAUUGGAAAAGAAAAAAGUAUUUGCAAAUGAAGAUAUUGGAGACGGAAACUUGUCGACUUCUUUGGCAACAGCGUACAGUGAGAGUAGUCAAACAAAACGAGGCAAGGCCAGUGACAUAAUUACUCCACCCUCCUCUUCCUCUUCCUCCUCAUCCACUUCUGCAGCAAACAAGACAUCCUACGUUGAAGUGAAAGAAGGAAAGCAUUUUUUUAUAAACCCCGAGGACGCAAAGACAGAAGGGAAAGAGAAUAAUGCAAAUAAACCAAAAUUAGGUUUAAUGAGGUCAUUGUCUAAGUAUAUAUUUGGUUUCCACGAUCUAUAG
This is a messenger RNA of Lodderomyces oxycetoniae, 1374 nucleotides long. Its product is annotated as FG-nucleoporin. Gene Ontology annotation, molecular function: structural constituent of nuclear pore; phospholipid binding; nucleic acid binding. Gene Ontology annotation, cellular component: nuclear membrane; nuclear pore nuclear basket; nuclear pore central transport channel. The transcript has a single exon. Gene Ontology annotation, biological process: nuclear pore organization; NLS-bearing protein import into nucleus. The record is from RefSeq and is a predicted model, not a curated record. NCBI's taxonomy places the organism in Eukaryota, Fungi, Ascomycota, Pichiomycetes, Serinales, Debaryomycetaceae. Bases 1 to 1374 code for a protein of 457 amino acids.